Messenger RNA from Lepidothrix coronata (blue-crowned manakin), 576 nucleotides. Its product is annotated as voltage-dependent L-type calcium channel subunit alpha-1F-like. The transcript has 5 exons. The annotation marks the transcript as partial. Gene Ontology annotation, cellular component: voltage-gated calcium channel complex. Gene Ontology annotation, biological process: calcium ion import across plasma membrane. The record is from RefSeq and is a predicted model, not a curated record. Lineage: Eukaryota; Metazoa; Chordata; Aves; Passeriformes; Pipridae. Gene Ontology annotation, molecular function: high voltage-gated calcium channel activity.
AUGAACAUGCCCCUCAACUCGGACGGGACCGUCACCUUCAACGCGACGCUCUUCGCGCUGGUCCGCACCUCCCUCAAGAUCAAGACGGAAGGCAACCUGGAUGUGGCCAACAAAGAGCUCCGGGCCGUGGUCAAGAAGAUCUGGAAGCGGACGAAGCCGAAGCUGCUGGACGAGGUCAUCCCCCCACCCGAGGAGGAGGAGGUCACCGUGGGGAAGUUCUACGCCACCUUCCUGAUCCAGGACUAUUUCCGCAAGUUCCGCCGGCGGAAGGAGCGGGGGAUGUUGGGCCCCAGCGCCACCCCCAGCAACGAGAGCGCCCUGCAGGCCGGGCUGCAGACGCUGCAGGCGCUGGGCCCCGAGAUGCGCCGGGCGCUGAGUGACCUGGACGGGGACGAGGGCGGCGACGCCCCCGCGGAGGAGCCGCUCACCUACGCGGCCCCCGAGACGCUCUACGGCUCCGCCCCCAACUCCCCCCUGCUCGGGGACACGCCCCCCGCCCCCAGCCCCGCCCCCCCCGAGGGGGAGGACCCCGCGCCCCCCGCCCCCAGCCCCGCCCCCCCCGAGGGGGAGGACCCC